UUCGCCAUGCGGCUGAUGUCCCACAAGUUAGGUGUCAUGAGACCACACAUACCCCCGCCAGGAUCGGUAGGUGGCACAAGUGCGUCCAUCCGAGCCGUGUCAAAACCCACAAAAGUGGAAAAUCGAGAGAACCCGAUUCGGUAUAGUGGGAGUUGUCGUCUGGAGUUUGUGAAGAAAAUUUGCUAAAUAAUUCAAAGUAUUUGCCUCGCAGUCGGGUAAAGUUUGAUUGCAUUGAGUUCGUCGACAGCUCCGGAAGCGAAAGCUUCGCCAAGUGUGUGAAUUAACGUGCCCCAGGACUGGAUGUUAAUCGUAAUUCAAUAUUAGCCUUGAAAGGAGAAGCAACAACUUUGCAGGAUUGAAUUAGUCUGGGGCUUCCCAACGCCGCCACAGUGCAAACGCGAUGAUGUUUCUGACAAAGAAGGAGUGGAAAAACCUUGCCCGAAAGCUGCGCUUUUCCCCCCGAAGGCGUUACUACGUGAUUACGGCAAUUGCCCUGGCGGUGCUCUUUGUCCUCGUUUACUGCAGCAUCACAUCGUCCUAUUACUGCUUCGACACCGGAGUCGAAUGGAAGGUGACCAAAUUUUGCCAGCGCCAGGGCCUUUCCGGGAGCAUGUGCCCCGAAUUCUGCAGCCGCAGUGGUGUAUUCUGGGACCUCCGCUGUCCCCAUCCCAGCCUUGAGAUUCAUCAUCCGAAUCGGUUCCAGGUCAAACGACAGGACACUCCCCUGACUGUGAUUCAAGCAGUGCCCAACGAAAACUAUGAAAAACUGUUCUGGGUAGACAGUUACUAUCACAAGGAACAUUAUCCCUCGGAGAUCGAGUACGAGAACAUUGUCAAGAGGUACAUAUCGAAUAAGUACAACCUGGAGGUGCCCUACGAGAAGAUUCGCACGCUGAUGCGGCUGACCCACAAAGAGAACAUACCGAUGUUUCACCACAGUAUGAGGGACAGCUGGAAUCUGAUUCAGAACCACGAGUUCGUGAUGGCGGUUAUGUUCAAUGAGAAUGAUCUGUUUCCUUACGUGGAGGGGAACUGCGCAGAGAUGUUUGCUUCGGAGAAGCUAAAUGCGGUGGAGUUCGAUGAGAAUCGGUCAUAUUUUGGGAGUCACAUUACACUGGACCGCUGGCGGUACCAUAUCAAGAUGGCUGUGCUGAUUCUGGAUUAUAUGGAUGAGUUGGAUCAACACGGGAUUCAAAUGUGCCACGUGGAUUUGUCCCGUUUUGGGAUCAAUAACAACCGUUUGAAGUACGACGAUCUGAGGUUCGUUUUUACGGAUUAUACAAUCAAUAGGAAAAUUUCAAGUGGAAGCUAUUGUGCGCGUGAUGAGCACUGUAAUUUUAUGCAUUGCAAGUCGGAGUGCAACGUGGAGAAAAAUCGGUGCGAGUCGACGGUGAUGAACAAUAACGUCCAAAUUGUGUGUGAUAAGAUCUUCCUUGGAUCUAAACGCUACCCGGGAAUCCUGAUUACACAAAAGACACCGGAUAGGUUGCACAUGCUGCUGGAGCGUUGCGCUAAUCCUACCCAAGAUCGAGACGUGUCUCGUUCUCGGCCGCUGGGAACUUCCGAAGAGCUCAGAAAACAGCUGUACAACGAAUUGACUAGCAUUUACGAGAAGCUGGCAUUAAUCAAUGCCUCGUAAAAUGGCUGUAUGUGGCUUUGGACGUCGUCUGUCGAUCGGUGUUUGUAUGAGCGAUGUAAGUAAGGUUCACUUUUUCGAACCACGGACAGCUUUUAUGGUGUUUGUUGUAGGUGUGCAGAAGCAAAGAGAUGGCGAUGAUCAACGUAAAAGAAACUUUACGAAGGUUUCAAACCUGAAUCCGGUAUUAUUUUUGUAGGCGCAUUGUAGUUCUAAUAUGUGAACGCUUGUAAUGUAAGAUACGACUAAAUGCAAACCAAAUUUGCCAACGACACAAUCACUUGAAAUUUCGAAAGUUCAACAACUUAUUUGGUAGUGAUAAAGUUUUUUUUAGUAAAAUACUCAUCAAGACCAAACGGAAACUAUAGACAUGGAGCAUAGCACUUAGUGAUUGUACGUACAUUUUUACUAUUAACAAUAAAAUGGAAUUGAAGUGCAAAAAUCGA
This is a messenger RNA of Aedes aegypti (yellow fever mosquito), 2082 nucleotides long. It is a transcript of the gene aln, whose product is annotated as protein FAM69C. The record is from RefSeq and is a predicted model, not a curated record. The transcript has 4 exons. Bases 401 to 1639 code for a protein of 412 amino acids. NCBI's taxonomy places the organism in Eukaryota, Metazoa, Arthropoda, Insecta, Diptera, Culicidae.